This is a messenger RNA of Truncatella angustata, 639 nucleotides long. RefSeq names its product peptidyl-tRNA hydrolase PTH2-domain-containing protein. The transcript is spliced from 2 exons. Gene Ontology annotation, cellular component: cytosol; mitochondrion. The record is from RefSeq and is a predicted model, not a curated record. Bases 1 to 639 code for a protein of 212 amino acids. NCBI's taxonomy places the organism in Eukaryota, Fungi, Ascomycota, Sordariomycetes, Amphisphaeriales, Sporocadaceae. Gene Ontology annotation, molecular function: peptidyl-tRNA hydrolase activity.
AUGUACACCGUCCAGGGCUACCUGAUCCCUCCCUCCCUGUCCGAGGAGCGGAGGCGCAACCUGUCCGACCCCGUCGAGAGCGACGAGUCCGACGUCGACGUCGACGACACCAUACUAGACCACGCCCCCAACUGGGUCAAUUCCACCGAGGCCGACAGCCGGGACGGGCUGAAGCAGAGAAAGCCCAACAAGGCGACAGCCCGGAGCGAGGGCAAGCUGGUGGACGUCGACAGCAGCAGCACACCGCCGGCGAACUUGGGCAGCCCGAACGAGGAGUGCAAGCUGGUGCUGGUUGUGAGAACGGAUUUGGGCAUGACAAAAGGCAAGAUCGCAGCUCAAGCUUCCCACGCCACCCUCGCAUGCUACAAGACCUUGUCGCGCAAGUCGCCUACGUCGCCCGAAGGCCAGCUACUGAAGCGCUGGGAGCGCAACGGCCAGGCCAAGAUCGCCGUCCAGGUCAAGUCGCAACAGGAGCUUCUGGAUCUCAUGGGCAAGGCCCGAAGUCUGGGGUUGACCGCCGAGGUGAUACAGGACGCUGGACGCACACAGAUCGAGGCUGGCAGCAUGACCGUCCUCGGUGUUGGCCCUGCACCUAAGAGCUUGAUCGACCAGGUCACAGGAGGCUUGAAGCUGUUGUAG